Messenger RNA from Thlaspi arvense, 636 nucleotides. The record is from the annotation of a GenBank genome assembly. NCBI's taxonomy places the organism in Eukaryota, Viridiplantae, Streptophyta, Magnoliopsida, Brassicales, Brassicaceae.
AUGCUUUACAUGAAAUCUGAUGCAGUUGUUGUUCACAUUUCCCAUCAGAUAUGUUGCUUUGAACAUGCUGAUGAGAGCUAUCAGCAUCGAUUCACAAGCAGUGCAGAGGCAUCGGGCUACAAUCUUGGAAUGUGUAAAGCUUAUGCCUGGAUUAUUGAUUUUCAGGAUUUAGAUCCUUCUAUUCGUAAAAGGGCUCUUGAACUUGUAUAUCUUCUUGUAAAUGAAACCAAUGCAAAAUCUUUGACAAAAGAGCUCAUCGGAUAUCUGAGAGUAAGUGAUCAGGAGUUCAAAGGAGAUCUUACUGCUAAAAUUUUCUCCAUUGUUGAAAAGUUUGCUACUGAAAAAAUUUGGUAUAUUGAUCAGAUGCUAAUGGUUCUUUCUGAGGCAGGAAACUUUGUGAAGGAUGACGUAUGGCAUUCCCUUAUUGUGGUGAUAAGCAAUGCAUCUGACUUACAUGGAUAUACAGUACGGUCUCUAUAUAGAGCAAUCCAAACAUCAGCUGAACAGGAAAGUCUUGUUCAAGUGGCGGUUUGGUGCAUAGGAGAAUAUGGUGAAAUGCUGGUUGAUAAUGUUGGAAUGCUUGAUAUAGAGGAACCAAGAACCGUAAGUUUGCUUUGCAAAAUUUUCAUGAUUUAG